Molecule: messenger RNA, 822 nt
Organism: Boeremia exigua
Lineage: Eukaryota; Fungi; Ascomycota; Dothideomycetes; Pleosporales; Didymellaceae
Exons: 2
Coding region: 161-673 (170 amino acids)
Source: RefSeq, a predicted model, not a curated record
UCCCGGCGCUGUGGUUGUAUACAUAGAAUGCGGAUACUCAGUAUGGGUCCCAGAGGCUCUAGCUCGUUCAUGAACGAGAUAUAAAGCUGUUGUGAAUUGCUCUUCAUCUUGCAACUCACAGAUCCUGAUUCAAAGCAUCUUACACUGAACACUCAUCAAAAUGUCCAUCAAGAACAUCCUUGGUCUUACCGCUCUUGCAAUGGGCAUCUUCGGCGACAGCGUUAUGGCUGCUUGCACUGGCGGUCCUGGCUGGACACCCGAGGAAUUCGCCGAAUACCUUACACUCAACGAUACCACCGGUUGGUCAGGCCUCAAUAGUAUCAAGUACUGCACCACCGAAGACCUCGAAGAGGAGGCUGCCGCCAGUGGCGUCGACUUGGAAGCCCGAUCCGGCGGCAACCAAUGGAUUGGUUUCAGCUCCAGCGAUUGCACUGCAGGAUACAUCGAGACGCGAACCAACUUUGGAUGCGGCCUCUGUGUCAUCCCCAGCAACUUCAUCUACAGCGGAUACUUGUGGAGGGAGGGCACUGGAAACCCUUACCCAACCGCGGAUUAUUAUACCUCCGCUUGCGCUGGAACGAAACUUCAUCACCAGGGCAUCGUAAGUGGGUCGCACUCAUCUUGCAACGCCAUCACGCGUGCUGCGUCUGUUCUCCUCUACCAGGGUUGCUAGUUGAGUCACUCAUCACCUAUGUGUCAACCCACAUAUAUGUGGGCUGAUGUUCAAGUCAAGACAUAAACAAGCGAAGCAUAGCCUCCGUUGACACUUAGAGGAGUUACUUGUAGAUAUCUGAAUCAAAGACACUUCGUUAGAAAGUAUAA